Messenger RNA from Colletotrichum costaricense, 1752 nucleotides. RefSeq lists its product as uncharacterized. The transcript has 3 exons. NCBI's taxonomy places the organism in Eukaryota, Fungi, Ascomycota, Sordariomycetes, Glomerellales, Glomerellaceae. Gene Ontology annotation, molecular function: metal ion transmembrane transporter activity. Gene Ontology annotation, cellular component: membrane. The coding region runs from base 1 to 1752 and encodes 583 amino acids. The record is from RefSeq and is a predicted model, not a curated record. Gene Ontology annotation, biological process: transmembrane transport; metal ion transport.
AUGGAAGAAAAGCCGACCUUUUCGACAGCGGCUCGGCCGAGUCUCAUCCGAGCAAGGGCAUCUGAGGAGCAAGUGUACGCACAGCGAAUCGAUUUCAAGUCCAGAAAACAUAGCGGAAACUCGUUCUACACUUUCAGCACUCUCGGCCCGCUGUCGUCAUUCUUGGGGGCGCCCUAUCACCCAUCCGGGGAAGACCAACAAUCUGUUGAAUAUGUUGAAAAUGCACCUAACGGCGAUGCCUUCGUUCACCUGCGGACAUAUGUCCCAGGGGCUAGCAGCCCCAUUAGACACGAUGUGAGAACUCUAGAAGAGCUCGAAACGUCCUUAGACCAAAUAAACUCCUGCCACGUUGGUGGCACCAUCGUGUUUUUAAGGGGCUAUCAGCCGGCACGAUGGCUGAAUGUCAUUGGGCAUAAGCUUUCUCUCGAGCCAGAGUUCUACCGUCGACAUCUUCAUUUCUCUGCCGCGAGCCCCUUUUCUCAGGAACAACAGUAUUCAGAUGCGUCUUUACCGUCAUCCAAGACCCAAAUGAUGCAGUUGAAACUUACAACGCUGGGUACACGAUUCGCUCACAACAACAUCAAGCGAUCGGAACAGGAAGAACAAAGAAGGCUUUCAAGUCUACGAGAGCAGAUUUCCAGUCUUAUGAAGCAAUAUCUUAAGAGCUGGGACCGAUAUGGGCCUGAACUUGAGCAUGGAAUGUCAAUGGCUAGAAACUUCUUUGUGCUUGAUCGCCAGCAUGUUUCAUUGGAACAGACGAUAUCAAUUUGUGUGACGGACAGGCAGAACGAUUCCAAACAUUGGACUGCGGUCGUUUGGCUAGACUUCGGAAGUGGGUUUGGACCUGAUGACAAAGGUCCCUGGAACUCGAAGCUUUUGGAAUACACAGGCAUGCCUGUUAGGUAUUGGGCUACGACACAACAUCGACCUGGGAUUUUUUUCGCCGACGACAAGACUUUGGGAGGCUCGCGACCAUGCUAUCAACAAACAGACGAUGAUGAGAGCUUUGUAUCACAGCCAGCAACUUUCAAGCUAUUACAUGAGGCCUUCGACACACUUCUUGAUUGCGACACAAUGCUAGAGGAUACUUAUUACAGCCUGAGCGGUAUUUUCAGAUUUGCAGUGGCUUCCGAAGCGCAAUUUCUGGACAAGUUGCAGCAUCUUCUCGAAGAGGACAUGCAGCCCGCAGUUCUUGCCGAGACAGAGUUCGACAAAAGACUGACGAUGUGGAAUUUGGUGCACAACAAGCAGAUCCUCGAUCGACAUGUGCAAAGCCUGGAAGAAAUAUGCGAAUUUCUGGAGGCGAAAGAUAGUAAUAAUUGGACCACGGCCAAAUCGGAGAGUGGGUUGAGGAAAGCCGACAUGUCACAUCGGCUGAUUGAACGCGACUACCAAAAGAUGAAGCGCCGGGCUAUCAGGCUGAGUGAGGAUUACUUGCAAAGUACCUCGAUGCUGGCAAAUGCGGCUAUGAUUGAUGAUUCUCAAAGAACCAUCUAUCAGGGAGAAACCGUGCGGAAAUUGUCGACCCUUGGUUUCUUCUUUUUACCACUUUCAUUCUCAACAUCGAUAUUUGGCAUGAAUCUACAAGAGUUGAAUGAAGGUAGCUAUGCAAAGCUUGGUAUUUGGAUAGGCAUUGCUGCGGCAUCUCUCCUUCUCGCCUAUCUGAUGCUUCGAUGGUCUUUCCAUCGCCAGAUGAUGGUUGUAGCUUGGCGAAGGUUAAGAGCCGUACAACAGAACCAGAGUGACGUUUGA